UCCUGCUCUGCAGUUCCGGCUCUGCGGAUUCAGUGCUCAUGUUUCUUUUUCCCUUGGCUCUUGCUGCCUUUUGUUACCCCCCUACAGUGACCCUUGAGGCAGCUCUAUCAGCAGACAGCUUAAUUUGAUUUUCUGCUUUUCUUAGUACGCGGUGGGCCCAUCGGCCUUUAACGAAAGUGCGGCUGCGAACGAGCGGGCGGGCGCGGGGCUCGGGGGAGGCGCGCUCCGGCUCACCGAGGCGACGAUUACGACGACCAGGCAAGUGGACGGUCGUAUCUCCUGAAAAAGCGGCGGAUCCCAUGCCCCGGGACGGCGGGCGGGCCCGGAGAGACAAGUCCGGGACCCGGGGCAUGUCCCCGGGGCCCCCGUGAGGAGGUGGCGGCGGCGGCGGCGGCGGCGAUGGAGAUCCCGCCGCAGGAGGCGCCGCCCGGGCAGGGCGCGGACGGCGACGCCGAGGAGGCCCCCGCCGAGGCCCAGGCUCCCACUCCCGCAUCGCCCCCAGCCGACGGGCGCCUCAAGGCUGCGGCCAAGCGCGUCACGUUCCCCUCGGACGAGGAUAUCGUGUCCGGAGCAGUGGAGCCCAAAGACCCUUGGAGACACGCCCAGAACGUGACCGUGGACGAGGUCAUCGGCGCCUACAAGCAGGCCUGCCAGAAGCUGAACUGCAGGCAGAUCCCCAAGCUCCUCAGGCAGCUCCAGGAGUUCACGGACCUCGGGCACCGUAUCGAUUGCCUGGACCUAAAAGGUGAAAAGCUGGACUACAGGGCCUGCGAGGCCCUGGAAGAGGUCUUCAAGCGGCUGCAGUUCAAGGUCGUGGAUCUGGAACAGACGAACCUGGACGAAGAUGGCGCCUCGGCCCUCUUCGACAUGAUCGAGUACUACGAGUCGGCCACCCACCUCAACAUCUCCUUCAACAAGCACAUCGGCACCCGGGGCUGGCAGGCUGCGGCCCACAUGAUGCGCAAGACCAGCUGCCUGCAGUACCUGGACGCCCGCAACACGCCCCUGCUGGACCACUCGGCGCCCUUCGUGGCCCGCGCCCUGCGCAUCCGCAGCAGCCUGGCGGUGCUGCACCUGGAGAACGCCAGCCUGUCAGGGCGGCCCCUCAUGCUGCUUGCCACGGCCCUGAAGAUGAACAUGAACCUUCGGGAGCUGUACCUGGCCGACAACAAGCUCAACGGCCUGCAGGACUCGGCCCAGCUGGGCAACCUGCUCAAGUUCAACUGCUCCCUGCAGAUCCUGGACCUCCGGAACAACCACGUGCUGGACUCAGGUCUGGCCUACAUCUGCGAGGGCCUCAAGGAGCAGAGGAAGGGUCUGGUGACCUUGGUGCUGUGGAACAACCAGCUCACGCACACGGGCAUGGCCUUCCUGGGCAUGACGCUGCCACACACACAGAGCCUGGAGACGCUGAACCUCGGCCACAACCCCAUCGGCAACGAGGGCGUGCGCAACCUCAAGAACGGUCUCAUCGGCAACCGCAGCGUGCUGCGCCUCGGCCUGGCCUCCACCAAGCUCACCUGCGAGGGCGCGGUGGCAGUGGCGGAGUUCAUCGCCGAGAGCCCCCGCCUCCUGAGACUGGACCUCCGGGAGAACGAGAUCAAGACGGGCGGGCUCAUGGCGCUGUCGUUGGCCCUCAAGGUGAACCACUCCUUGCUGCGCCUGGACCUGGACCGCGAGCCCAAGAAAGAGGCGGUGAAGAGCUUCAUCGAGACGCAGAAGGCGCUGCUCGCGGAGAUCCAGAAUGGCUGCAAGCGCAACUUUGUGCUGGCCCGGGAGCAGGAGGAGCAGGAGCAGCGGCUGCAGCUGUCGGCCUCCAUGCCGGAGAUCACAGUCACUGGGCCCCAGCCUGACGCGGAGCCCGGCAAUGAGCCCGGAGAUGAGCCCACUGCCAUCGAGGCUCAGGAGAACGGGGCUCCAGCCCCAGGGCCCAGCCUGGACUCCGACUCCGACUCUGAUUCCGAGGGGGACGAUGGGGAGGACGAGGAGGAUGGGGAGAGGGCUGCGGCCCCCCACCCGGCUCCGGGGCCCCCCACGGACUCCCUGGGCCCUGGGGACCCGAGCCCCCCAGGCAGCCCUUCCCCCCCUGCUGAGCAGCGCAUCUCCGUGUCCAGCCCGGGCCGGGGCCACAAAGUGUUCGUGGUGACUCGGGUGGAGAGCCCCCCCGAGAGGGCAGAGCCCCCCGUGCCGGCCUCUCCCGUUUGUCCUCCCCCUCCACCAGCCUCAUCCUCCCCACCGGCCUCCCCCGCCCUACCGCCAGCUGAGGCCAUCAGCGCUCGGGACGCAGGGUCAUCUGAGCCUCAGCCACAGCCAGAGCUGCCUCAGGCCGGGCCACCACUGCCCAACGGCCUGAAGCCGGAGUUCGCCCUCGCACUGCCCCCAGAGCCACCCCCAGGGCCUGAGGCCAAGGCGGGCAGCUGUGGCCUGGAGCAUGAGCUGAGCUGCUCCAAGAACGAGAAGGAGCUGGAGGAGCUGCUCCUGGAAGCCAGUCAGGAACCUGGGCAGGAGACACUGUGACACUUUAGUUCCUUUUUUUCCCGUCGGUCUUCAACUGAACGGAGGCCAGAGCCAUGAGAAUCUGCUCACCCUCACCCCCAGCCUUCCUGAAGCCGGGGACGCCAGGGGUGGGGGCCCUUCUGGGGACCCCGCCCCCCACAGCUACACUACACGGAGCAGGAGCUCCAGGGAGCGGCCCUCCCCAGCCUGACUUGAGCACUUGUAUUUGUGUGUCCAGCCCCCGACUCUGGGCCCAGAGUGGAUGGGAGGGGGAGGAGUCUCCUAGGCCGCCAGCCCCAAAGCCCCGGCUUUCCUGGAGGGGCACACUGGGCCGGCUCACCCUGUGGAGCCCUUGCUGGUGGUGCAGCACCCCGCCCCCAGACCCCAGGCACAGACAGGGCAGAAGGCGUGGCAUGGGAGGGGCGGUGCGUGGCGGUGGUGGUGGUGGUUGAACUUGGUAGAGCGGCCCCAGACAGGGCAAGGGCCAGGUGCGGGUGGGGGAUGGGAGCAGAGAAUCAGAGCUUUCUUCUUCUUAAGUGCAAUAAAUCUAUCAGGGAGCUGCGUGGGGAGCAGCCAGGGUUCUGGAGACCCUGCUGUCCAGGCCACUGGAAGCUGCCCCCUGAGAGGCACUACAGCCCGGGGAGGUGGGGGCAGGGGCGGGCAGAGGGCGGGGUGGGGCCACUCCUGUCGGUGCAACUCUGUUCACACCUUUUCUAAUAAACCAGAGCUGGGUCCACCGUC
Molecule: messenger RNA, 3237 nt
Organism: Phyllostomus discolor (pale spear-nosed bat)
Lineage: Eukaryota; Metazoa; Chordata; Mammalia; Chiroptera; Phyllostomidae
Gene: PPP1R37
Product: protein phosphatase 1 regulatory subunit 37
Exons: 13
Coding region: 400-2517 (705 amino acids)
Molecular function (GO): protein binding
Source: RefSeq, a predicted model, not a curated record